Molecule: messenger RNA, 1941 nt
Organism: Musca domestica (house fly)
Lineage: Eukaryota; Metazoa; Arthropoda; Insecta; Diptera; Muscidae
Gene: Faf2
Product: FAS-associated factor 2
Exons: 6
Coding region: 398-1774 (458 amino acids)
Cellular component (GO): endoplasmic reticulum
Molecular function (GO): ubiquitin binding
Source: RefSeq, a predicted model, not a curated record
AAAAAAAACUAAUUGUCAUUGAAUUUUUUACAGAUCCGAUCCACGGAAAUUUUAAGAUUUUUUUAAAAACUUUUUUAUCACUAUCUAUGCAAAAUAUUUUGCAACAAAGCUUAAAAGACACAGAAAACGCUUACUGCAAUACGUAGCUAUGUCAAGUGGUAUUUAUUUGCCAUAGUGGUGUCAGGAGAAACAAAACAACUGCUUAACAUAAAACUAGAUAAUUAGAGGUCCGUCAGUCGCCAGACCUAUUGGAGUGAAAAAAACACCAACUAGCCAGUAGUUUAAUAUAAUUGUUCAAUAUUCUGUGAAGUUUGGACCAAGAAAAAACGCAAGCGGACUGACACACACGGUGGUUUAGUUUAGAAAAUAUCUGCUGCUGCACACACAUACAACAAAGAUGGAUGACGGACUUACUAAUGAGCAGACGGAAAAGGUAUUGCAACUGCAAGAUCUUACGGGCAUUGAAGAUAUGAGUAUAUGCCGUGAUGUAUUGAUAAGGCACCAAUGGGACUUGGAGGUGGCCGUGCAGGAGCAAAUGAACAUACGCGAAGGUAGGCCCUCAUCCUAUGUCGGUUCUAGAGAAGUACGGGCUCCAACUGUCAUCAAUGAUCGUUUCCUGCAACAGGUCUUUUCCGCACACAUGCCCGGAGGUCGAACAUCACGUGGCAGCAAUUCUGGUCCAAUGCCACGUAGUAUAACCGGUAUUAUUGGUUAUAUUAUCAAUAUGGUGUUUCAAUAUUGUUAUUCGACAAUAUCAAGCAUUUUGGGUGCAUUCUUUGGAGGAAAUGAAGAAAGAAUUGUCACAGAUCCCUUGGGUGAUGUCAUGAGUUUCAUACAAAGCUACAAUGAACGUUAUCCUCAGCAUCCGGUCUUCUACCAGGGCACCUAUGCCCAAGCCCUGAACGAUGCCAAACAAGAAUUACGCUUCUUGUUAGUGUAUCUACAUAAAGAUCCUACUAAAAACCCAGAUGUAGAUUCCUUCUGUAGCCAAACAUUGGCUAAUCGUAGCGUUAUAGACUUCAUCAAUCGCAAUACCUUAUUUUGGGGUUGCGAUGUAUCAUCGCCUGAGGGCUAUCGUGUCUCACAUUCAAUAAAUGCACGUACCUAUCCCAUUAUGGUACUUAUUGCCUUGCGAGCCAAUCGCAUGGUAAUAAUGGGACGUUUUGAGGGCGAUUGUACAGCCGAUGAGCUGGUGAAUCGUUUGCAAACUGUGAUCAAUGCCAACGAUGUGUGGUUAAGUCAAGCCCGAGCGGACCGUUUGGAGAGAAAUCUAACACAGACCCUGCGUCAGCAACAGGAUGAGGCAUAUCUUCAAAGUUUAAGGGCCGAUGAAGAAAAGGAGCGCCAGCGUGAAUUGGAACGGCAAAGAGAAAGAGAAGUAGAAGAGGCUUUGGAAAGGGAGAAACAAAAAGUCGAGGAACGUAAGCAGGAAAUUGUACGAUUGAAAAUGGAAUUGGCCCAACAAGUCCCGUCUGAACCACCCGCCGAUGCUGUGGAUGCCAUUAGUGUGGUAUUUAAACUACCAAAUGGUGCACGUAUUGAACGUAGAUUCCAGCAAUCAAAUUCGUUAUUAGAUCUUUCCAAUUAUUUGUUUUGCCAUCCAUCAACACCGGAUGAGUUUGAAAUCACAACGAAUUUCCCCAAAAGAGUUCUAUAUUCGAAAUCCUAUGAAACAGAUAAUGAUGCUGCCACUUUAUCACUUGCUAAUAAGACUCUAGUUGAGGUUGGGUUAACAAAUCGUGAGGUUCUAUUUGUCAAUGAUUUGGAGGCGUAAUAUUAGUAGUACAUUUUGUGAUGUAUGUAUAUGAAUGUUGAUUAUGAUAAUCGCGAUCAUAUAGAUGGUUAUGAUGAUUAAAAAAGAAACUAGAAUAUUCAGAACUUUCGUGAACGCCAGAAAUGUUAUGAAGAAAUGAAAAGUAAUAAAACAAAACCGAAUGCCCA